Molecule: messenger RNA, 2026 nt
Organism: Phalaenopsis equestris
Lineage: Eukaryota; Viridiplantae; Streptophyta; Magnoliopsida; Asparagales; Orchidaceae
Product: probable indole-3-pyruvate monooxygenase YUCCA4
Exons: 4
Coding region: 491-1771 (426 amino acids)
Molecular function (GO): N,N-dimethylaniline monooxygenase activity; flavin adenine dinucleotide binding; NADP binding
Source: RefSeq, a predicted model, not a curated record
AUAUUUAAUAAAUUUUUUUUAAGGCAGGGUGAGCGCUCGAACCCAAUAUAUUGAGAUUUUUCAUUUGGUUUCCAACCAAUAUGCUAUACAAUUACACUUUAGAGCGCUUGCGAACUUAAUGCCAAAUCUUCUUCAACUCGAUGCAAAUAUUCCUUCUUAUUUUUCCUCCUCAUCUCCUUUAUUCCCAUGAGGACCAAAUUCCUAUUAGUAGAAGACCAUAUGACCACCUUUUGUUCUCAGAUGGUCCUCUCCACCACUAUAUUAAAAGAAUCUCAGUACUUUCAAAAUUACAUCUAGCUUCUCCUAUUUAUAUGAACACCCUUCAAUAGUUGUUGCUGAAACAAGCCACCAAUUUCUGAACUUCAGCUCAGUUAACCAAAAACCAACUCCAUUCUUCAAACUUCACCAUUCCUCUCUUAUUUUCUCAAUUGAACAUCGCUUAAAGUCACCGAUUACUUUCCAUAAAUACAUUAUUAAGUUGAAAGUACAUAUGAGCUCCAGAGACUCUAAUGAUGUGGGAGCUCAAUUCAGUGACCAGAAGACUCCUACAAUCCUGAAACUCAAACUCAAUGAGGAAGCUAUGAAAUCAAGUAAUUCAAAAAGAAUUUGGGUUCCUGGCCCUUUGAUCAUCGGAGCAGGCCCAUCCGGCCUGGCCAUUGCGGCAUGCUUGAAGGAGAAAGGUGUGCCGUCUCUGAUUCUUGAGAAGGAAAACUGCAUCGCCUCCUCUUGGAGGAUGAGGACCUACGAGCGCCUGAAGCUACAUCUACCAAAGCAUUUAUGUGAGCUACCACUCAUGCCAUUUCCAUCGGAUUUUCCGGUAUAUCCUACAAAGCAGCAGUUCAUAAGCUACUUGGACUCCUACAUCAAGCAAUUUUCAAUUAGACCGUUCUUCGGGAUGGAAGUUUGGAAGGCAGAGUAUGAUAAAACCAUUGAAUUUUGGAGGAUUAAUGCUGGAGAUGAUUGGGAGUUUAUAUGUAGAUGGCUGAUAGUUGCUACUGGGGAGAAUGCUACAGCGAAGGUACCUGACAUUCCUGGCAUGGCAGAGUUCAAAGGAAGGAUUUUGCACACCAGCUCUUUUAAACAGGGAGAUGAUUUUAACGGGGAAAGAGUUUUGGUUAUUGGGUGUGGAAACUCAGGCAUGGAGGUUUGUCUGGAUCUUUGCAACAAUCAUGCAAGAGCUUCCAUGGUUGUUAGAGAUGAGCUUCACGUAUUGCCUAGAGAAGUGCUUGGAAUCUCAACUUUUGGUCUCUCAAUGUGGUUGUUGAGAUGGCUUCCAAUGAGUGCGGCAGACUGUUUACUCCUCUUAUGUGCUCGGUUGUUUCUCGGAGACACUGAAAAGCAUGGGCUAAGAAGACCCAAAAUAGGGCCAUUAAAACUGAAGAAUUCCACCGGAAAGACACCUGUGCUUGAUAUUGGAGCCCUCUCAAAGAUCAAAAGUGGCCAAAUAAAGGUGGUCCCUGGGAUAAACAAGUUCUUUGAAAAAGGUGUGGAGUUUGUGGAUGGGAAACAAGAAGAAUUUGAUGCUAUCAUCUUCGCAACAGGUUACAAAAGCAAUGUGAGUUCAUGGCUCAAGGAGGAGGAAUUCUUCUGCAAGAAAAAUGGAAUCCCAAGGACUCAAUUUCCAAACAGUUGGCGGGGCAAAAAUGGUCUGUAUGCUACGGGAUUCACAAGAAGGGGAUUGUUGGGAGCUUCCAUGGAUGCCCACAGGAUCUCAGAAGACAUUGCCUGCCAAUGGAAUUCAAAGACAAAGCAUCUACCUAUGGAGCUUUAAAUCAAAUAUAUCUAACCCUAAUUCCUCUAGAAAACACCAUUCCGCGGGAUAACAUUCCAUGUAUAGCAAUACAAUAUUUCAGAAUUUCCCACCAGCCCCUCACCUUUUUAUUUGUUGUGCCUCAAAACUUGGAAGCACUAAAAUAACAGUGCGUGAGGCCUGACAGAAGGCCAUAGAUUUAUUCCAUGCAAAUUGUGAUGAAAUAUAAUUUUAGCUCAUAAUCUAAUCAGGAAUACUGAAUCAUUUUCUGGGUAA